AUGCUCGGCUCAGGUUUCAAUCUUGGCACUUGCUUGUCUCGACGUUCACGAAAUUCCUGCUGCACUAUCUUCACACGCGCCUGGGAAGUUUCACGAGCGGGUUCAGAAUUGCGGAUGUUUGUCCCACGGCCAGCUCUGUUGGUCCUGAUGCCCUGUAAGGUUGUGGGUGGACUGGAAGACGGACUGCUGAGAAAUUCGACCUGA
Messenger RNA from Plenodomus lingam JN3, 204 nucleotides. NCBI's taxonomy places the organism in Eukaryota, Fungi, Ascomycota, Dothideomycetes, Pleosporales, Leptosphaeriaceae. The record is from RefSeq and is a predicted model, not a curated record.